AUGACGGCCGUUAUCACUAUGGCCGACGCACUGCACAUCACCGAUGAUCAGCCGAUCACGCAGCCUCUCAUCGACUUUCACAACAUAGUGCUCAAUAUACGCUGGCCCAAGUUGAGCAACGGCAAGACGUGGCUUGCGUUGGACAGUCAGAGUUACGAGUACUUCUGCUCACGGGGCAAGAUCGCAAGAGGCAACGCCGGACCGUCCAUCUUCAGCUACGACUAUCUCGCCAUGCCAAUAUUUGGCGGCUUGCUAGGCCUGGCCUUCGAGAAGGAGCAUGGGAAGCGCACAAUAGAGGAGAUGAAAGCUCGGCUUGGAAGAUUCAAGCCGCACGUCAUGGAGGCGUGGCAGAUGCCUCUGCAGCAGAACCUUUUUGACUGCGGCAUCUUCGUCUGCCAGUACAUUCAUGCGCUUGUGGAGGCGUGCUUCGAAGGUGCUGAGAAUGGGGUGCGGUUCAGCAUGAGCCCAUUGGCGUACCGUCGUGGGUUACGGGAUGAUGUGUGCGCUCUUGCAGAGGGUCGGCUGAUCGGCGAGCUCACGGCGGCAGGGCAUGAGAUCCCUUGUGGCAAUGAGAUAAGGAAACCACCUGAGGUCGAUGUGAUUGGUGAUGAGGUGGAGGAUAGGGAGUGGAGAGCAGAGAUGGCAGAACGGAUGCAUCGGCUGGAGGUUCGCAACGAGAGUCAGGCGGUGGCUAUUGCCAAGCUUGAGAGGCAAUUACGGGAGCUUAUGCUACAUCGUCCUCCGCAUCAUGGUGUUGACUCUGCCGCUGUAGGGGAAGGGCAUGGUGAUGUGGCACCGGACGGUGGACCUGGUGCUCCGGCACCCGUGGUAGUCAUGGGUGGGGACAAUGGUGGCAAACAUGACAGCAUAGGAGGUGCACAUGGUGAGGGUCCUGUGGCUGACGUUGAGACGGGUGCAGUGAAUGUCAGUGUGCGUGAAGGUGGUGUGGAGGGGGAUACACCUGUCGGUGCGAGGAGUGACAAUGGAAAAGCGAGGGUGCAUGAUGCAGGUGCUGGAGGCAUGAUGGGUACUACGGAUGGUAACAGAGGUGCUGGAGAGGCCGUGGGUGCUGGGCAUGGUGUGACAGCAUCGAAUGUGAAUGUGGUGCCUGCACACAGCGCAGGGACUGAGACGACGAGUCGCAACACGACGCGUGGUCGAGCUCCUAGCUCAGGUUACACAGGUAUAAGCAAACGGGAAGGUAAGUGGGCCGCACGACUGUGCAUCGAUAGCGCUAAUAACAAGUUCCUUGCGCUGGGACGGUACACCGAGAUCUUGGAUGCCGCAACAGCUUAUGCAGCAGCCGCUCACAUCUGCCGACCGUCCAUCUCCAGUUCUAAAAUGGUGGAGUUGAGCGAGGAGGAUAGGAGGUGCUUGGAGGGUCUGAGUUCGAUUGGGGUUGAGAGGAUUGUGGAAGCCAAGCGGUGGCCGGAGUGGAGGAAUUGGCGUGUAGUGCUCAGCAGCCUCCCCGAGCCUUCCACCCCAGCGCCAGCAGGGGUUCACACACAGGCUCCACCUCCCUUUUCCCACCAGCACCCUAGACCCACGUUCGGCAACUACCACACGCCAGCUGCCGCUUUCGUGGGACAGGCCAGUGCAUCCCUAAACCAUGGUGGAUGGCAGCCGUACACCCAGAGCAACCAUCUGUCCAACCUCCAUUUUCCAUCCCAGCAGUAUGCAUUCAACCACAUCCCUAUCCAUCCGUUCAGUCAGGUGCAAGAACCUAUGUCGGUACCCCCAGCCGGUUCAGUACCCAACCCUGCUGGCCAUGUCGCAACACAGAACACAGCACCCCAUCCGCAUGCCCUACCCACAACACCGGCCGUUGCACCCAGCACGGCACAUCCACAAGUCCAACAAGUACCGCCCUUAGAGCAAACUGCGCAGGCUAGGGUAGCUGGCAUGACAGAUUCCCAGCACAGCUUGAGCAUGACAGCUGCACCCAACAAUCCCAACCCCCCGUCUCACGGCUCCACACUCGCAAACGAGGCAGCAACAGGUGAGAUGUCUGGUGCUGUCAGAGUUGUGCAUAACCAGAGCCUGUUAUUUUCCUAA
Molecule: messenger RNA, 2055 nt
Organism: Closterium sp. NIES-65
Lineage: Eukaryota; Viridiplantae; Streptophyta; Zygnematophyceae; Desmidiales; Closteriaceae
Source: the annotation of a GenBank genome assembly